UAAUGGUCACAAUCUCUCUCUCUCUCUAACUGAUCGCCAUUUUCACUCUUACUCAGUUGCUCACUCACUCACUGUAAUCCGCCAUUAACGAAAUUCUGUUUCUCUUGAUGUGUUCAUGAAUCAUUGAACCAUGAUUGUUUGCAGACCUUUGAGAUUCAAUUUGGGGCCGUCAUUGCCGCCGGCGUCCGGGGUCUAUGCCAGACAACCGGAGUAUUGCCCAACCUCAUCUUCUUCCUCUCUUUCAUUGCGCACCAAAUGCGUCUCUGUUUCUGCUGCCGAAGGAUUUGAUUGGAACUCGAGUGAGUAUUUCACUAAGAGCUUUAGUUUGAAGAGAGGGAGCGGGGUUUACGGUGGUCGAGAUGGAAAUGGGGAGGGAGAGGUAGAGAGGGAGAGAGAUGUGUAUUGUGAAGUGGAGGUUGUGUCGUGGAGAGAGCGCCAGAUUCGGGCUAAUAUUUUUGUUAAUUCUGGGAUUGAAUCGGUUUGGAAUGCUCUUACGGAUUAUGAGCGGCUUGCGGAUUUCAUCCCUAAUCUUGUCUCCAGUGGGAGAAUUCCUUGUCCACAUCCUGGUCGGAUAUGGUUGGAGCAAAGAGGACUGCAACGGGCAUUGUAUUGGCAUAUCGAAGCUCGAGUUGUCUUGGAUCUUCAAGAGUUACUAAAUUCUGAUGGUAGUCGUGAACUCCACUUUUCCAUGGUUGAUGGAGACUUUAAAAAGUUUGAAGGCAAAUGGUCCUUGAAAGCUGGUACAAGGUCAUCCCCGACAAUUUUGUCGUAUGAAGUUAAUGUGAUACCAAGAUUUAAUUUUCCUGCCAUUCUUCUAGAAAGAAUAAUUAGAUCAGAUCUUCCGGUGAAUCUUCGGGCCUUGGCUUGUAGAGCUGAAGGGAGUUCUGAAGGGGGUCAAAGAGUAGGAAACAGUGAAGAUUCCAAGUCCAUGAUUCUUUCUAAUACAAUUAAUGGUGCGGCAUGUGAGAAAGAUGAACUAUUACAGGAAAAUUCUAGUUCCAAUUUGGGAACCUUGCCCCCAUUGUCUAAUGAAUUGAAUAGCAACUGGGGAGUUUUUGGAAAAGUUUGCAAACUCGACAAACGUUGCAUGGUCGAUGAAGUUCAUCUCCGUCGAUUUGAUGGUUUGCUGGAAAAUGGAGGCGUUCAUCGUUGUGUGGUGGCUAGCAUAACUGUGAAAGCUCCUGUUCGUGAAGUCUGGAAUGUCCUGACUGCUUAUGAAAGUCUUCCCGAAGUAGUUCCAAAUCUAGCAAUCAGCAAGAUACUGUCAAGAGAAAGCAACAAAGUUCGCAUUGUUCAGGAAGGAUGCAAGGGUCUACUAUAUAUGGUUCUGCACGCUCGUGUGGUUUUGGACUUGUGUGAACAGCUUGAACAAGAGAUUAGCUUUGAACAGGUUGAGGGAGACUUUGACUCUCUUACAGGAAAAUGGCAUUUUGAGCAGUUGGGAAGUCAUCAUACUCUCUUGAAAUACUCUGUGGAGUCCAGAAUGCACAAAGAUACCUUUCUUUCUGAGGCUCUAAUGGAAGAGGUGGUAUAUGAAGAUCUUCCUUCAAACUUAUGUGCAAUUCGGGACUCCAUCGAGAAAAGGGGAUUAAAAAAUUCUUUUGAAUCAUUUGAGAAAGGUGAUUCAGAGGAGAAAAGUUCUUCAAAUCAAAACAAUCAAUUCAAUGACCAUACGACAACGGGUGAGAGAGUUUCAGAUGUCAAUGGGAGAAGCUCACCCAGAUCAAGGCCCAAAAUUCCUGGCUUACAAAGAGACGUUGAAGUUCUCAAAGCAGAGGUGUUGAAGUUUAUUUCAGAACAUGGGCAGGAAGGAUUUAUGCCAAUGAGAAAGCAACUUCGUAUGCAUGGAAGGGUAGAUAUUGAGAAGGCAAUCACACGCAUGGGUGGAUUCAGAAGGAUUGCAUCACUUAUGAAUCUUUCCUUGGCAUAUAAGCACCGCAAGCCGAAGGGUUACUGGGACAAAUUUGACAAUUUGCAGGAAGAGAUAAAUCGGUUCCAGAAGAGCUGGGGAAUGGAUCCUUCGUACAUGCCGAGUAGGAAGUCCUUCGAACGUGCAGGGAGGUACGACAUUGCACGGGCACUCGAGAAAUGGGGCGGCCUGCACGAAGUUUCUCGGCUUUUGUCACUAAAAGUGAGACAUCGUAACAGACAACCAAGCUUUGCCAAGGAUAGAAAGAAUGACUAUUUAGGUGUAAAUGAUGUUGAUUCUGAAAGUAAAACUCCAUCUAAGCCAUAUAUUUCUCAGGAUACAGAAAAAUGGCUUGCAGGACUGAAGUAUUUGGAUAUUAAUUGGGUUGAGUAGUGUUCAUACGAUAUACAAAGCCUACAAAUGUAUAUAUGUUCAAGAGAAUUUGUCAUGA
This is a messenger RNA of Cucurbita moschata (crookneck pumpkin), 2360 nucleotides long. RefSeq lists its product as uncharacterized. The record is from RefSeq and is a predicted model, not a curated record. Lineage: Eukaryota; Viridiplantae; Streptophyta; Magnoliopsida; Cucurbitales; Cucurbitaceae. Gene Ontology annotation, biological process: regulation of photosynthesis, light reaction. The transcript has 10 exons. Bases 131 to 2302 code for a protein of 723 amino acids.